Salmo salar (Atlantic salmon) is the source of this 2892-nucleotide messenger RNA. Lineage: Eukaryota; Metazoa; Chordata; Actinopteri; Salmoniformes; Salmonidae. The record is from RefSeq and is a predicted model, not a curated record.
AUGUUCUGGUCUCAGAGUGUAGCUGCCCCUCUGGUGCUGGUGUUGAACCCUCUCCUCCUAGUGUUGCUGCUGCAACAGCAGGUAGCUGAGGCUGAGGUCUGGGCUGAGGAUGAGGUCUGGGCUGAGGCCGAGACGGGGACUGAUGCUGGGGUUGGGGCUGGGGUCUGGGCUGAUGCUGGGGUCGGGGCUGAGGCCGGGGCUGAGGCCGGGGUCUGGGUUGAUGCUGGAGUUGGGGCUGAGGCCGGAGCUGAGGCCGGGGUCGGGGCUGAGGCUGGGGUCGGGGGUGAAGCUGUGGCUGAGGCUGGGGUCGUGGCUGAGGUCGGGGCUAAGGCUGGGGUCGGGGCUGAUUCUGGGGUUGGGGCUGGGGUCAUGGCUAAGGCUGAGGUCAGAGCUGAGGCUGGGGUUGGGGCUGGGGCUGAGGCUGUGACUGAGGCUGGGGUCGGGGCUGAUUCUGGGGUCGGUGCUGGGGUCAGGGCUAAAGCUGGGGUUGGGGCUGAGGCCGGGGAUGAGGCCGGACCUGGGGCUGAGGCCAGUUUUGGGACUUGUUUGGCUGGGGUCGGGGCUAGUGAGGCCGGGGAUGUGGCUGAGGUCGGGGCUAGUGAGGCUGAGGCCGAGGUCAGCAGCUGUCCCAAGGGAUGCCUGUGUUGCUCCGACAUCCUCAGCUGCGCCGACCAGGGUCUGAAGGCGCUGCCCUCCAUGCUGCACGCAUACAUCACCACCCUAGACCUCAACUACAACCACCUGACUGAGUUGAAGGAGGGAAGCUUUGCCACGCUGCCCCGUCUGGAGUCCCUCCGCCUGGCUCACAACCGGCUGAAAUGCCUCGAGGCCGGAACCUUCCGGAACAGCAGCUCGCUACGGCAACUGGACCUGUCGUCCAAUCAGCUAGACAAAGUGGAUGUGCACUACUUCCUGGAGCUGACAGGAUUGGAGGAGCUGCUGCUCUUCAACAACCGCAUUGUUCGGGUGGAGAGCAAGGCCCUGGCUGCGCUCGGCAACCUGCGCAAGGCCUACAUCAGCCAUAACCACCUCACGGACUUCCCAUUCUUCUCCAUCCAGGAGGACAGCCAUCCCUUCCUGGCCACCAUGGACCUGUCCUCCAACAGCAUGUCCAAACUCCCCCUGGUGGACAUCGAGACCCUGCCGGUGGCCUUGCAGAGUGGACUCUUCCUUCAUAACAACACCCUGAUCUGCGAGUGCAAAAUGUACAACAUGUUCCGGCGCUGGGAACUGAAAGGAUUCACCUCCAUCAGGGAUUUUCGUGAGGAGUACACCUGCCUGGUGUAUGGGGAACGCAAGGCCUCCGUUAAGUUUUUCCAGCACAGACGCUUCUUUGAACUGAACUUAAACUGCAGUUCGGCGGUGGCUGGAGUUGUCAGGGAGCCUGAGGGCAGCCUGCUGGUGUACGAAGGAGAUGGCGUGGUUCUGGACUGUCACACCACACUCAGAGGACAGCACCUGACCUACCUGUGGGUGUCGCCUCACCAUGGAGCCGGUGCUCCGCCGGAGAACAACGGCACUCUCCGCAUGCACGCCAAUGGCAGCCUGGAGAUCGUAUCAGCACAAGUUGAGGACUCCGGCGUGUACUGGUGCAAGGUCUUUGACACAGUCAAGAGGAACGAGUCAUGGGAGGUCAACGUGACAGUGUUGAUGCGGCACGACGAGGCCGAGCCCUUCAACACGGGAUUUACGACCCUCAUAGGGUGCGUGACGACACUCGUCCUGGUCCUCAUGUACCUCUACCUGACCCCCUGCCGCUGUUGGUGCCGCAAGCAGCCCCCGCCGCCGGGUACCCCCAGCCCCGCCAACGACCAGUGCAGCGCCCAGUCCUCGAUCCUGACCCCCCCCCCACUCACCACCACUGAGGGCCCAGGCCGCAAGAUGUGUCAAUCUACCUUUACUAUCACCGAUCAAACUUCUCGUCUGGGAGCAUGGAACAAUCUUCCAUCACCACGGUAACAUCAGACCGGCAGGGCAACCGACAGAGGCAGACUCCGGAUGACGUCACAAAAACAACAACAACCAAUUUCCUGAAAAAGAGAGAAGACUAAAGUCCUUAAAAGUAGGACUGAAUAGUCUUCUAUAACCAGCUUCAACAAAGACCACUGUCUCCUGUAUAGGCACAGAGCGGUUUCACCGUACACCACAAAUAAGAGCCAACUACCUAUGCACGUCUCACUCAAUCACUGUGAAUUGUAAUGCUUUUAAUGGAGCCACAAGGCCAAAGAUUUCAGUAUUAUUAGGCUAUAGCGCGGUGAAAUAUUAUUAUGUAGAUAGUGAAAGUAGUCUAGAGUAACACAGUAUAGAAUGACUGACCUAUAGUAGUGCAGUAUUAUUUGUAGAUUAUUUAGUGUAGAUUAUUUUCAGAUUAUUUAGUGUAGAUUAUUUAGUGUAGAUUAUUUAGUGUAGAUUAUUUGCAGAUUAUUUAGUGUAGAUUAUUUGCAGAUUAUUUAGUGUAGAUUAUUUGCAGAUUAUUUAGUGUAGAUUAUUUGCUGAUGUUUUAGUGUAGAAUCUUUGUAGUUUCUGUAGAUAAUUGGGACAAGAUGAGGGUUGGGUGAGCAGGGGAUGGGAAAUAAAUAAAUUGGGAUUAAAAUUGAGAAAGUGCUUGAAUAUAUCAGAUAAAUAAAACAUAUGUAACAUCUAUCUAUUCAUUUUGUUCUGACUAUGCGUGAUGAUCAUGUGCUCUUCGCAUUAAGUGGUAGAAAACAUAUGAUUUGCUACCACAACUGGGGCUGUGGCGGUCAUGAAAUUUUGUCAACCGGUGACUUCAAGCAAAUAACUCUGUAAUUGACCCUUAAUGAACAUGAACACAUUUAGCGUCUCCUGCCUUCCACACAUAGCCUACAAGCCAGGGAUGCAGACCUUUGGAACAUCUACAUAAAUACAUGUAAU